GGCAUUGGCACGACAAGGAAGUGCAACAACCGUGCUACUCAAUUCAAAGUACGCCAUAAAUAUGGCGCCAAAAGAGUUUUCAAGCUGAGGCUUCACUGCUCCAUUCCUCCUCCACAUUUGUUUAGCCUCUCUAUUUGAAAAAAAAAACGUGGGGGAAAGGAGGAGCGUGCAAGCGUUGCCUGACGGAGGGGGACGUUUGUCUUGUACACAGCGGCGUCCAGCACCGUGCGGCCCGGCCAGAGAGGGACGAGGAGGAGGUGGUAGCCUGGUAGUGUGUUUUGGAAGAAGAAGAGAGGUGGAGGAUUGCGAAACAAACUGGCUCGCAAUCUUUCAGGGGGCAUCUGUUUUACCUAUCCGUUUUUGACGCCAAUUCAAAAAAAAAAAAAAAAAAAUUGUAGUGCGACAUGCUUUUUUCCAGUGAGCGGCAUGUCAUGCACAGCAAGCCGCUCAGUGCGCACUGAAAGACGGUUGCGGCGGAGGCGACACCCCGGUCUUUCGGCUCCGUGAACCGGUGCUUCCUCCAUCGCAUUCCCGCCUCCCCAUAUUUUUGUGGAUUUUAUUUGGAAUCCUUGUGUCUUCUGCCUGUGUGCAUUUUUUAAAAACUGUCAAGGUGGGUGGGAGGGGGCAGGGUCCUGUCAACCCAACGUGGAAGUUAACCCAGAGGAACAAAAUUUACAUGUGCUUGGAUCUCGAUGGUCUCCUAAUCGCUGGGACCCCCUCCCCGGAACAACAAGAUGGAGAGCGAGACCAAGAGGAGGAAAUACUCCACCAGCAGCAACGACUCAGACACCACCGACAGUCAGGUGACGUCAUGGUCCAGGUCGGCCAAGAACGCGGGAACCAGCAUCACGUGGGUACGACAUCAGCACAAGAAGCAUUCAGAGGUGUUUCGCACCGAUUUCAUCACGGCCAUGAAGCUUCCUGACUCGGCGCAGUUGGGUCCGGAUGACUUCUACGUGCUGUCGGAUCCAUGGAGGCAAGAGUGGGAGAAAGGAGUGCAGGUGCCCGCCAACCUAGAGGCCAUCCCGCAGCCUGUGGUCAAGUUACUCCCUGAGUCAAUAUCUGGAACGUCCCUUGAGGGCGACGAGGACCCCAGGCCUCUCCCCGGCCAAGUGUACAGCUGUUACGACCUGGACGACACAGACGUGGCCUGGUUGGAACUCGUGAAUCUCGAGUUUGCGCAGAUGGCGCUACCUGAGCUGGACGAGCUGACGAUGGAGCGCGUCCUGGUGGAGCUAGAGCGCGUGUGCGAGGAGAAGAUGGGGCAGGCCAUAGAGGCGGAGGAAGGCCUAGGCAUCGAGUACGACGAGGAUGUGGUCUGCGAUGUGUGCCGCUCGCCCGAGGGCGAGGACGGCAAUGAGAUGGUCUUUUGCGACAAGUGCAACGUCUGUGUGCACCAGGCCUGUUAUGGCAUCCUAAAGGUCCCGCAGGGCAACUGGCUUUGUCGGACGUGCGCCCUGGGCGUACAGCCCAAGUGUCUGCUGUGCCCCAAGCGGGGUGGUGCCCUCAAGCCCACCCGCAGUGGAACCAAGUGGGUCCACGUCAGCUGUGCCUUAUGGAUCCCAGAGGUGAGUAUAGGUUGUCCGGAGAAAAUGGAGCCCAUCACCAAGGUAUCCCACAUCCCCGCCAGUCGAUGGGCUCUGUCCUGCAGCCUGUGUCGAGAACACACCGGAACGUGCAUACAGUGUUCGAUGCCGUCUUGUAUUGUGGCCUUCCACGUGACGUGCGCCUUCGACCACGGUCUGGAAAUGAGGACCAUCCUGGCCGAGAACGACGAGGUCCGCUUCAAGUCCUUCUGUCUGGAGCACAAUGGCGGCGGAGUGGCCCGACCCGAGUGCACUCCCGAGCUCCCGGAGUCCAAACCGGUACCGUAUUCGGUCUCUGAGAGGGCGGAGCGGGACCAGUUGGAGCGGGACAAAGUGAGCCAGAGGAAGCAGAAGCUCCAGGAACUGGAGGACGAGUUCUACCGACUGGUGGACCCUGGCGAGGUGGCAGAAAACAUGACGCUACCUGUUACCCAGGUGGACUUCCUAUACCAGUUCUGGAAGCUGAAAAGGAAGGCCAACUUCAACCAACCUCUGGUGACUCUUAAACAAGACGAAGUAGACAACUUGGCCCAGCAGGAGCAGGACGUCCUGUACCGUCGACUCAAGCUUUUCACGCACCUCCGACAAGAUCUGGAGAGGGUUCGAAACCUUUGCUACAUGGUGACGCGGCGGGAGAAGAUGAAGCACAGCCUGUGUGACCUCCAGGAGAAGAUCUUCCAUCUGCAGAUACAGCUGCUGGAAGAGGACAUGGCUGGAGAGAAAGCCCAGAAGGGUGGAGUAAAGAGGAAGCAGAGUGCAGGGAAGGAGAGAAAGGAGCGAUGGAAUUCAGACAGUGACUCCCUGCUUAAAGAGCUAGGUCUGUCCAAGUCUUUCCCAUUGGACAACUCAUUGUUCGACAGUUGGCUAGCUCAGUCGGUGCAGAUCACUGCCGACGACAUGCUCAGCAAGUGGGCCCUGGCUUCACAGCACCAGGACAAGAGUGGCAGCCUGCUUUCCGACCAGCUUCUGCAGGGUGAGGAGAAUCUGCUUAAUUUGAUGAUGGAAAACUCCAUGGAGUCCACGUGGAAGACGCCCCAGCUGGGCCGCAAAUCCCGAGGCAGCUGUAAGCCCCGCGCCCGUGGGCACCUGGCCACCUCCGGCACCGUUCCGUCACCACGGGCGCUUGUGUCCGCCGGCUCGGUGUCCAAAAUCUCCACCGUGGAGGGUUCCUGGACGGGCAUGGGGUCAGAGGAGAAGCACGGGGCGGGGUCCCGAGGUUCCUCCGGGGUCUUCCACCUUCACCGCCACCACACCAGGAGUUCUGACCUACAGCCGCCUAUUUCCAAAAUGGACUCCUGCCACAUCUCGGAGGACGGCGGGCCAUGGGGCAGCAAGGGUGUCACGUCAAGAGCGAUGCCCUCCUCGCCAUCUCCGCGGCUACGCGGGUCGCGUCAUGUAAAAUCCAGAGGGCGGGGCGUCGGCAGGGCGAAGUCUGAGGCGAAGGACCGGCAUUUGCUCCGCGGCGACGGUUAUUUUUCCGACGGGGAACAGAGCGACUUGGACACGCGCCCGGGCGGCGCACGCAAACUCCGCCUAGCGCCACUACGUUCCGGAAACGAGGACCUGCUGAGACGAAGCGUCAUGGCCUCUUAAGGACCCCGAACGCACUGCGGACAUUUGCUCCGACAUGUGCCCUGAGCAUUCUUUGAAUGUAGCUUCUAGCCUCCUCGCGUCUCUUCGCCAAUUCAGAAAUAGGAAAACGGUGUCCGUUUUUUUUUUUUGUCAUCCGAUUUCCGCACGAUAAAAGACUUUAUCAUUGUAGUCUUUGGGGCAUUCUUCUAAAUAUCUUUACAGAGGCUGCUUUCAGGGUCCGUCGGAAAGCACAACUAAAGAGCGAAUACAUAAGUGUUAUUAGUAUUGGCCGCUUUGCAAAAAAGAAACACACUUGAUCGUUUCCGUGUAGAAGAGCAGUUGGAGUUUAAAAAUAACGUACGAAAACAUUCUUCCAUAUUUGAAAUUCAUUUUGUUUGCCUAGAAUAAACUCUGUGCCUUCCAUCGUGCACCACCUUCCCCUUAAAGCCCUAUUCCUCAGCGACCUCCCAAGCCAAACAAUCACCGACCAAUCAGCUGUCGCCCAAUCCAACUUAAAACAAUCAACGCGAAUGUGUCACCUUAAUAGUUUUUUAGAGUGCCUGAACGAAGGAUGUACAAACGUUUUACCGUUUUUCACCUCUGCCAUCUCAGAGGUGCGUUUAUGCUGUUAACAGCCUCCACAGGGCAGCAUUUAACGCGUCCGUUCCAGUUAACGCGGCGAAACUCCCACGUAAUGUCGACAAAGUUUGUCCGACAAUUUGUUCGUUUGACAAAAAAGAAGACUUUGCUCUUUUUGUACUGAAGGCCAUCUGUGGUUAUCUCAGGGGUUUUAAGAGAAAUGGUCAAGAUAAAUCGACUGAGGUUUUAUUUUUUUGGUUAGAAAUCAAGAGAUUCCGCUAGCAACUGCUAACGUAUCUAUAAAAAUUGUUCAAUAUGAAUAUAUAGUAAGACGGCGAUGCGUGUAUGUCAAGAAACUUUCACUUUUGGGCGACUACUGAGUGCUCAGCGUGGUCGCGCAAACCGUCACGCUGAGACCAAUCAACUGUGUGGGCCCAAAUUUAGCUUUUCGCUUCUGUCUCGUUUUGUCUCUCCGCUAAUCCGAUGCGAUGUUAUUGUCACGUUGCUGCUGAACUGAUAACGCAAAGCAGGUUUGGUGUAACAGGGUUUGAAAAUGCGACCAGGCGUCGGAUAACAGCGUAUUCCGCUCCAGACAGCCCCAUACGCACUCCGGACAUUCCCGAAUGCUCUCCCGACGCUCCCGUAUGCAUUUGCAACACUACUGGAUGUGCUCCUGACACUCCUCCAUGCGCUCCUUCCACAAGGAGGCUAUUGUUUCAUGAUUAUCGUUAUGACUGCUGGUGAAAAGAGCGAUGUCUCCGGACCUUUUUGGUGUUUUUUCCAAGCAGAUGGCGAACGUAACAUGUAUUAGCGAGGACGUCUUAUUCGUGUACACAAACAGCUUACAUACAAUAUAUACAGUGUGGCAACCAUGCCCUCUCCUUCAUAGUAUUCUAGCUUACUAGCAUAAUGUAGAAGGGGGAUACUUACCCCUUGUGUCGAGUACAUGCUAAGCUAAGUGUCGUGCGCUACUUUGAACUACUUUGACAUACGGAUCAUAUUCCGAUCUUUUUCAAAUCCUUCAUUUUAACGUAUUUUUCCUCAAGGGAUUCUGUUCAGCGACACUUGUAUUGACACAAAUCUUAGUCGAUGUGAAAACCUAUUCAGGUGCGCUGUAGCCUACUUUUUUGCAUCCAAUUAAAAGCCCGAAGGGAGAUUGAGGAAAAACAGCGGAGUAAUACAACCCCUAGCAAAAAGUAUGAAAUCACCAGUCUCAAACGAGCACUCACUCAGACAUUUUAUCAU
This is a messenger RNA of Corythoichthys intestinalis (scribbled pipefish), 4982 nucleotides long. It is a transcript of the gene jade2, whose product is annotated as jade family PHD finger 2. Gene Ontology annotation, cellular component: histone acetyltransferase complex. The coding region runs from base 735 to 3179 and encodes 814 amino acids. NCBI's taxonomy places the organism in Eukaryota, Metazoa, Chordata, Actinopteri, Syngnathiformes, Syngnathidae. The record is from RefSeq and is a predicted model, not a curated record. Gene Ontology annotation, biological process: regulation of transcription by RNA polymerase II. The transcript has 14 exons.